GUCUCAGAUCUCUCUAUCUCUCUAGGGUUUCCUUUUCUCUCUCUCUGCUAUUUAUGAUCACUCUCUGACGCGCUUCUCUCACCAAAUCAGAUUGGAAGGAUUCCUGUGGUUGGAGAUGGUGGUUUCGGGGCCAAUCACGCCGGGGCAGGUGUCUUUCUUGCUGGGGAUUAUUCCAGUCUUUGUUUCAUGGAUGUAUUCAGAGUACUUGGACUACAGGAAGACCUCAUCUCCUCCCAAAGUUCAUUCAGAUACUCAUCUUGAAGAGUUGGGUCAGGAUGUAAUNAAGGGAGAUGAUCGUGCAAUUUUGCUGGAAUCAGGGCUUACAAGAUCAGCAUCAGCGAAAUUCCAUCCGUCGUCUGUCAAAAUGAAUUUGAUUCGGUUUUUGACCAUGGAUGAUUCUUUCUUGUUAGAAAAUCGAGCAACUUUGAGGGCAAUGUAUGUCAAGUUUUUGUAAAUGACCAAA
Vigna radiata var. radiata (mung bean) is the source of this 463-nucleotide messenger RNA. Its product is annotated as protein REDUCED WALL ACETYLATION 1-like. The transcript has 5 exons. The record is from RefSeq and is a predicted model, not a curated record. Bases 116 to 454 code for a protein of 112 amino acids. NCBI's taxonomy places the organism in Eukaryota, Viridiplantae, Streptophyta, Magnoliopsida, Fabales, Fabaceae.